Molecule: messenger RNA, 393 nt
Organism: Morus notabilis
Lineage: Eukaryota; Viridiplantae; Streptophyta; Magnoliopsida; Rosales; Moraceae
Product: auxin-responsive protein SAUR50
Exons: 1
Coding region: 1-393 (130 amino acids)
Biological process (GO): response to auxin
Source: RefSeq, a predicted model, not a curated record
AUGUGUACUCAAAAGUACUACGGCCGGGAACAAAGAGCUACAGGCCUGCUUAGGCUUCGGCUUUUUAUCGGAAAACUGCAAAAGCGCUUCUCGCUCUCAGCAGCAACAAAAGAAGAUGGUCGCGAUUCUGAUGGAGAAGAAUUGGAAGUGACAAAAUUAGCAGUGCCGGAUGAUGUGAAGGAAGGGCAUUUCGCGGUCUUGGCAGUGAAUGGUGCCGAAAAAAAGAGGUUUGUUGUUAAGCUCGAGUGCUUAAAUAGCCCUACGUUUCUGAGGCUGCUUGAGCAGGCUGAGGAGGAAUAUGGUUUUCAACAAACUGGAGCUCUUGUGGUUCCUUGCAAACCUGAGGAAUUACACAAGAUUUUAAAGACAGAAAAGAGACGAAACACUAUUUAA